AUGAAGCUCCUCACCAAUAUCCUGGGUGUUGUCUCGUGCACUGCUAUUGCAGUCACUGCACAGGCACCCGACCCACAGCAAACUUCCGACAUUGAAAUUACGAAAGCCCAGCCCAGUGGCCCCGUAUCCGAAAGCAAAGCCGGUACCGAUUGUGCGAAGAAAUGCGUUAGCCCUCUCUCCCAAGAAACCGAGGCCGAGUGGAAUAUCGCGAUGUUUUGCUUGGAAAGAUGCGAACUCGAUAAAGAAGCAGCGGUAUACCUCGGAUAUGAUGAUAUGCUCAGGAAACUUGCUACGCCGUUGAGUGCAACACCCAACUCCUAUGGCAGAGAGGCUUAUGGCAAAGAUGGCCAGGGAUUCGAGCUGCACCGAGAAUUCCUUGAUGCGGACAGUCUUUUGGCGUUUGAGGAAAAGCUCGAGAAGACGGCCUGGUUCGAUGAGUCAGACUCAAACAACCAAUACAGACACGUAUUGGAAGAUAUCGAGAACCUGAACAGGCAGUUCACUCUUUGUACGACAGAUGAGGCAGAAGGACUGGGAAGAAAGGGGAACUCCGAAGAAGAUGUCAAGCGAACGGCCGCGCUGGGUGAUGGACCGUUUGAGUCCCUGCCAGCAAACGAAGGCACUGACGCUCCAUCGUACGGAGAUAUCCUUGAUAGGGACAGUGAUUCGCCGUCUGCGGACGAGGACGAGGACGAGGAUGCGGAAUAG
Molecule: messenger RNA, 708 nt
Organism: Alternaria metachromatica
Lineage: Eukaryota; Fungi; Ascomycota; Dothideomycetes; Pleosporales; Pleosporaceae
Exons: 4
Coding region: 1-708 (235 amino acids)
Source: RefSeq, a predicted model, not a curated record